Molecule: messenger RNA, 1869 nt
Organism: Diversispora eburnea
Lineage: Eukaryota; Fungi; Glomeromycota; Glomeromycetes; Diversisporales; Diversisporaceae
Source: the annotation of a GenBank genome assembly
AUGACCCCUCCUCCUACAAAAUAUUCUAUUGAAUUACCCAAUACGAAAAAACCUGGGCAAACAGGAAUCUAUCGCGAUGCGUUUCAACCUGAUUUUUUGACAGCUAAUAUAAGUCCCGGAGGACUUAAUACUUUGUAUGAAAAUUUUCAAUAUGCGUUAAAAAUUUCCCGGGACAGGCGAUGCCUUGCGCAUCGUCCUUUCAAUAAGAAAACUGGUCAAUAUGAACCGUUUUUGUGGCAAACUUACAAACAAGUCGCGGAACGGGUUACUGAUUUUGGGUCGGGUUUAUUAUAUUUAAAUGAUUCGGCAAAUUCAUCAUACAGUUUAAUUUCUGUUGCACUUUAUGAUACAUUGGGACCAGAUACUGUUGAAUAUGUAAUUAAUCACGCUGAAAUUCAAAUUAUUGUCGCGGCAAUUAAUCGUAUACCUGGUUUAAUUCGUUUAGUUCCUAAAAUUCCUGGUAUCAAAGUAAUUAUAUCAAUGGAUGAAUUAGAUGAUGAUGCACCAGUUCCUAUUGCUUCAACUACCACAGGAAAAGUUUUAAAAUCGUGGGCACAAGAAAGGAAUAUUGUACUUUUAGAUUUUUUGGAAGUUGAAAAAUUAGGCCAACAACAUCCUUACAAACAUAAUCCACCUUCUCCUCGUGAUAUUGCAACUAUUUGUUAUACCUCCGGUACAACCGGAGUUCCUAAAGGUGCUAUUAUUACCCACGGAAAUUUUGCUGGAGAAAUAGGAGGCGUUAAACAAAGUGAUGAAGGAAGAUCACAAGAUGAUGUUAUUAUAUCUUAUUUACCGCUCGCACAUAUUUAUGGUCGAUCCGCAGAACUUGCAGUUAUUAGUUAUGGUGCUAGUAUUGGAUAUUUUCGAGGAGAUAUACUUACUCUUAUAGAUGACAUCGCUGAAUUAAAACCUACACUUUUCGCUUCAGUUCCAAGGUUACUUACUCGAAUUUUCGCUAAAAUUCAACAAGCCACUAUUAAAGCUCCAGGUAUUAAAGGAUCAUUAUCAAGAAAUGCGGUAUCAGCUAAACUUGAUCGAUUGGAAAAAGGACUAGGAUAUACUCAUCCACUUUGGGAUAGAAUUAUAUUUAAUAAGAUUAAACAAGUAUUAGGUGGUCGAGUAAGGUUAAUACAUACUGGUUCGGCACCUAUAUCUCCUGAAAUACUUCAAUACUUGAGAGUUUUUUUUUCUUGUGAAGUAUUAGAAGGUUAUGGUCAAACUGAAGGAAUUGCUUGUCAAACAUUAUCACAUGCUGGAGAAAAUAAAUCAGGUCACGUAGGUGGACCUAUUAGAAGUAAUGAAAUAAAAUUAGUAGAUGUACCCGAGAUGAAUUAUUUUUCAACUGAUAAACCUUUUCCUCGUGGAGAAUUAUGUUUUCGGGGACCUAACGCAUUCCUUGGUUAUUUUAAGGAUGAAGCUAAAACAAAAGAAACGAUUGAUGAAGAAGGAUGGGUUCAUACCGGCGAUAUUGCUAGUAUUGAUGAAAGAGAUAGUCUUCGAAGUUUUCUGGCGGCUAUCGUCGUGCCUGAUCCUGAAACUUUCGUUCCUUGGGCUAAUGAAUUGACUGGUCUAAAUGUUUCAUUAGGUGAUGAAAAAGGAUUAGAAUCUCUUGUGAAAAAUGAUCAAGUACGAAAAGCUUUCUUGGGAGAAAUGAACAAGAUCGGAAAAGAAUUUAAACUUAGAGGUUUCGAAUUUGUUAAAGUUAUUCAUCUUACACAUUGUCCAUUCUCCAUUGAGAAUAAUUUAUUGACGCCAACUUUAAAACUUAAACGUAACGAUUGUAGAAACCAUUUUAAGGAUAUUUUUGAAAAGUUAUAUGUUGAGUACGAAAGUGAAAAUGGGAAUAAUGAAAUUAAAGCUAAAUUAUAA